AUGAUGCAAACCUCGUGGCACCGCCUGAUCCGCUUCAUUGCCGCCCAAGACGGACGGGAGCACUACGGCCAGCCGGUCGACGACGACCUCGACGUCGGCCAGGCCUACCACGAGCGCGCCUCGAUCCGCGUGCGGCCCCUGGUGGGCUCCCCCUUUUCCGCCUCGGCCACGCUGUCGCCCGACGUGGUGCUGACGGUGCAGACGCUCCUCUGCCCGCUGCCGCCCAACGAGGUGCGCACCAUCCGCGGCCUCGGCGCCAACUUCAUCCAGCCGGGCCAGGACCGCAUCGACGCCCUCUCGAAGCGCACCCCCAUCCCCAUCGUCUUUUACAAGCCCCUCACCACCAUCUCGUCGCCCUCGACCCCCAUCGUCAUCCCGCCCUGCGCGGCAGACGAGUCCGACUACGAGGCCGAACUCGUCGUCGUCGUGUCGCGCACCUGCAAGGACGUCUCCCCCGCCAACGCCCUCCAACACGUCCUCGGCUACACCCUCUCCAACGACGUCACCGCCCGCUCCAGGAUGAAGGCCGCCAGCCAGUGGGGCCUCUGCAAAAGCUUCGACACCUGGUUCCCCUUUGGCCCCGUCCUCGUAUCCGCCUCCCACCGCCUCGGCAUCUCCAACCCGGACAACGUACACCUCCAGCUCCACCUCAACGGCAACCUUCUCCAGGACGGCAACACCGCAGACAUGCUCUGGAAGGUCGCAGAGACCGUCAGCGAGCUCAGCAAGGGCACCACCCUCGAGGCCGGCAGCCUCAUCAGCAUGGGCACGCCGCCGGGCGAGGGCUUCAAGCGUUCGCCGCCCGUCUUUCUCAGGGACGGCGAUUUGGCCGUCGUAAAAGGCAGCAACGGUCUCGGCAGCCUCAUCAACCCCGUACAGGCACAGAUCCAGCCCGCCCUGCCAAAGCCCCGGCUCUGA
This is a messenger RNA of Pseudozyma flocculosa PF-1, 918 nucleotides long. RefSeq lists its product as uncharacterized. The coding region runs from base 1 to 918 and encodes 305 amino acids. The record is from RefSeq and is a predicted model, not a curated record. Lineage: Eukaryota; Fungi; Basidiomycota; Ustilaginomycetes; Ustilaginales; Ustilaginaceae. Gene Ontology annotation, molecular function: acetylpyruvate hydrolase activity. The transcript is spliced from 2 exons.